Messenger RNA from Nematolebias whitei (Rio pearlfish), 531 nucleotides. It is a transcript of the gene pnx, whose product is annotated as posterior neuron-specific homeobox. The record is from RefSeq and is a predicted model, not a curated record. Gene Ontology annotation, molecular function: DNA binding; DNA-binding transcription factor activity, RNA polymerase II-specific. Lineage: Eukaryota; Metazoa; Chordata; Actinopteri; Cyprinodontiformes; Rivulidae. Gene Ontology annotation, biological process: regulation of DNA-templated transcription. The transcript has 2 exons. The coding region runs from base 1 to 531 and encodes 176 amino acids.
AUGCAGCCGGCUGCAGCCAAGCUACAAGUCCACAGAACACCAUAUUCUGUGGCGGACAUCUUGGAUCCAACUAAAUUUACAGGAAAACUAAUCUCUGCUGAGGACGUAUCAGCUACAAGUAAGAGCUCAGAUCAAGAAAAAAAUCAUUCCAACUCCUAUCAGCAUCAGACAGUAGGAGAAAGCUGCGGCCCAAAGAGUCACAGCUCGGGGGUCAAAGGCCGUCGGAUUCGCACGGCCUUCACAGUGGAGCAGCUGCAGGUGCUGGAGCACAGCUUCCAGAGGUGCCACUACUUGUCGGUGCUGGAGCGGCACUCCAUCGCCUCUGCCCUGCACCUGUCUGAGACCCAGGUCAAGAUCUGGUUCCAGAACAGGCGCACCAAGUGGAAGAAGGAGCGCCUGCAGGGGAGGGAGGAGCAGCAGGACCUCACUUCGGCACCGUUAACAUACAGCCCUCUGUUCUGCCAGCUGCACGCUCCGCUCCAGAUGUUUGUGCCACUGCCACUCGGGCCUUAUUGUCAGCAUUACACAUGA